GACUUUCCCCGUCGAUCACCGUCGCCGUGUUUGGAUGAUCCAGUGUUCUGUAUGAGCGCUCAGAGUGGACUUUUCUCGUCCUUCUUCGACUCUUGGAUGUUUGUCAAAUGUCCGGCUUUCAGGCUCUUUCAGUUUUUCCUGAUGAGGUCCAUCAGCUGUCAGUGAAUAAAGAAGCGGCAUGUCCUGAGCAGCAGGAGAGGAGUGAGCAUCUGAAAAUUAAAGAUGAACCUGAGGAACUGUGGAGCAAUCAGGGGAAUGAACAAAUUCACAGGCUAGAAGAUGACAUCAUCAAGUUCACUUUUGUUCCUGUCCCUGUGAAGAAUGAAGAUGAUGAAGAGGAGCCUCAGUCUUCACAGCAUUCUCAAAAACAGACCAAAGAGUCAGCCAGGUGCUUUGAUCCAGAGAGAGAUUUACAACAACAUUCUGAGGUCAAGACUGAAGACUCUUCUGAUCCAGAAACUGAUGACAGCACUGAUUGGAGGGAGAUGACAGAACACCAGUCAGGUUUAAAGUCAGAUGGGGAAAGCACAGAAACGAGCACAAAGACUCAAAAGAAAUUGUAUAUCUACUCAGAGUGUGGAAAAAGAUUGAAGGGUGAAAUGGGUGUGAUUAGACGCAUGGUUGUUCAUACUAAAGAAAAACCAUUUAGCUGUACAGAAUGUGGGAAGAGAUUUCCCCGGCGAGACAAUAUGAUAAGACACAUGGAAUCUCACGAAGGAGUAAAACCUUUCAUCUGCUCUGUGUGUGGUCAGAGAUUUACAGAAAAAGGAAGUUUACAUGAUCACAUGAGAAUUCACACAGGAGAGAAACCUUUUGUCUGCUCAGUCUGUGGCAAGAGAUUUUCCCGGAAAAGUGUUUUGACCACACAUAUGGUAGUUCAUACUAAACAAAAUACCUUCCCCUGCAUUAAGUGUGGUAAGAGAUUUACAAGAAAAAAAAGUGUGACCUAUCAUAUGAGACUUCACACAGGUGAAACACCUUAUGUCUGCUCUGUGUGUGGCAAGAGAUUUACCCAAAAAUCAAAUUUAGCUGCUCACAUGAGAAUUCACACAGGAGAGAAACCAUUUUUCUGCUCUGAGUGUGGUCAGAGAUUUCCCAGAAAGGGAGAUUUAACUCGUCACACAAGAAUUCACACAGGACAGAAACCGUUUGUCUGCUCUGAAUGUGGUCAUGGAUUUAGCCAAAGUGGAAAUUUAGCUGCUCACUUGAGAAUUCACACAGGAGAGAAACCAUUUACCUGCUCUGAGUGUGGUCAGGGAUUUAGCCAACAUGGAAGUUUAGCUGGUCACAUGAGAAUUCACACAGGAGAGAAACCGUUUGUCUGCUCUGACUGUGGUCAGGGAUUUAGCAAACAUGGAAGUUUAACUGGUCACAUGAGAAUUCACACAGGAGAGAAACGGUUUGCUUGCUCUGUGUGUGGCAAAAGAUAUACCUAUAAAGUAGGUUUGACCAGACACAUGGUUGUUCAUACUAAACAAAAACCCUUCCCCUGCACUGAGUGUGGGAAGAGAUUUCCCUAUAGAAACGGAAUGCUGAAGCACAUGAAAUCCCACUAUGGAGUAAAACCUUUUGUUUGCUCUGUGUGUGGUAAAAGAUUUGCCGAAAAAGGAGAUUUAAAUCGUCACACAAGAAUUCACACAGGAGAGAAGCCAUUUGUCUGCUCUGAGUGUGGUCAGAGAUUUACCCGAAAAAGAACUUUAACUAGUCACAUGAGAUUUCACACAGGAGAGAAACCUUUUGUCUGCUCUGGGUGUGGCAAAAGAUAUACCAAUCAAGCAGCUUUGACCAGACAUGUGAAACUUCAUACCAGAGAAAAACCCUUCAGCCACUCUCAAUGUGGUGAGAGAUUUUCUCAAAAAGGAAAUGUGACUGAACAUGCAAAAAAACAUGAAUCGGCAUCAGCAGGAUUGUCUUGUCAUGAUGAACCAGGUUUCAGUUCCUGUUGACUCCCUAUGGUUUCUGUGACGUGGUUAAAACCUUUCAUGCCCUGCAUGAAGGUCAGCUCAAGCAUCAGGGGUGCCGCACUUCAACAGCACUUCCAGAACAAACAGGUCCCCAAAGGCAAAUCCCUCUUAAAACUGGAAAUAUCUGAUUGGUUGUCUUUUUAUCAAGGAUUCUAACUGUGCCCGUGAGUUGUUUGUCAAAAGUUCUAGAACCAUCACUGCAACUCACCUCUGACCCCUGGAUUGUGAACUUUCAUGGUUUUCCAUUGAACUGUUAAUGCCUUCUCUCUCUGGACACACCAACAAGAACCAGAUGUUGCUCAUAAAUACCUGAGUACAUGUCCUGCUUGACUGGAAGAGUUUGGACUAAAGAUCUCAUAACUGCUGUAAACAUAAUUUUUCAAAUUUUAAUCGAAUCUUCCAUGGACCAACAGUGCCAUCAACUGGUCGUCACACGUUUCUGCAUGGGCAACCUCUUAAUGCCAAAAUGUUUUGGUCAAAAAUCCUUUCUAUGUUUAAAUCAUGUUGUUACCCCUGUUUAACUGUGUAGCAUGCAUUUUGAUACGAUAGUCAUAUGGUGUUGUAUAAGUGCUUCUGCUAUUCCUUUUAUCCUCAUAUAAACUUUACUCAUUGGUAAUGUGGUCAUUUUAGUUAUUAAUAGUCAGACACAAUUAAGAUGAUUGAGUUAAUCCAUGAAGUGAAUUACAUUGGUUUCUGUACUUAUUACUAUGUCUUCUUUCUUUCCUUGAUAUAAAAUGUUUUUUUUAUGGUCUGGGACAGUUUCUAUCUGAUGAAGGGUUAGAUUGAACACAGUAUUAUUUCAGUUCCUGGGAGGAGUGGAAAAACCCUCCUCUAUCCCCACAUUAAGAAGUGGUGCUUUCAAGCACACUCGCUCUUCUUAUGUGCUCUCUUAACGCUGUCUGUUCUUCCAACCUGUCACUCUUUCUCUCUUCUUGUUUAGCUUCUUUUUGCUAUUAGUUGGCAUUUCAUUUUUGGCCUUUAUCUUUUUCUUUUCGUUUCCUCCAUGUUUUUCACCAUGUCCCAACUAUUGUUGAACCAAGUUGAGAGUAAUGUUUUCUUAAUGUCAGUAGCUU
Cheilinus undulatus (humphead wrasse) is the source of this 3037-nucleotide messenger RNA. Its product is annotated as gastrula zinc finger protein XlCGF57.1-like. Bases 108 to 1946 code for a protein of 612 amino acids. The record is from RefSeq and is a predicted model, not a curated record. Gene Ontology annotation, molecular function: DNA-binding transcription activator activity, RNA polymerase II-specific; RNA polymerase II cis-regulatory region sequence-specific DNA binding. The transcript has 2 exons. Gene Ontology annotation, cellular component: nucleus. Gene Ontology annotation, biological process: regulation of transcription by RNA polymerase II. NCBI's taxonomy places the organism in Eukaryota, Metazoa, Chordata, Actinopteri, Labriformes, Labridae.